Messenger RNA from Yarrowia lipolytica CLIB122, 2028 nucleotides. RefSeq lists its product as uncharacterized. The record is from RefSeq and is a predicted model, not a curated record. NCBI's taxonomy places the organism in Eukaryota, Fungi, Ascomycota, Dipodascomycetes, Dipodascales. Gene Ontology annotation, molecular function: phosphoric diester hydrolase activity.
AUGAAGCUCUCACUCAUUCUUGCGGCUCUUGCCACGUCCGCUUCGUCCUUGAAGACGGUCACUUUCAAGGAUGCGACUGGCAACAAUGUCUCGUAUGUUGAGAAGCCGACUUUUGACCAAAAGAAGGUCGAUGCCUACGUUCUUCAGACCGAACAGAUUGUCAAUUCCACCCACAUGGACAAGUGUGGCAAGUGCCUGACCGCCAUUGCUCUCGGCAAGCAGGCUGCGUUGAACGGAGAUGUGCAGCUCAUUCCUGCAGUGCUUACCAAGCUGUGCAAAAUGUACAAGUUCUCCAAGACAUGUGACACCGACUAUGGAGCCGAAACUACUGGCUACGACACCGAUGGAACCCAUGCAGCCCAGACUCUCACUCUCAUUGGCGACCCUUACGGCACUGACGGCCAGUAUCUCUGCUACUACAAGGUGAACCAGGCGUGUCCUCUUCCUGAGUUGCCCAAGUUUGAUCUCAAGGCCCUGGGGUGGUGGGGCGACAAGCCUGACAAUGUUACUGUUCCCAAAUCCGAAAACAAGACCUUCAACGUGGCACAUCUUAGUGACCUUCAUAUUGAUCUGCGGUACGAGAUGGGUGCCGAGGCCAACUGCACAGAAGGAGGAAAGAUGUGUUGUACCCCGGAUCAGUUCAACAAGGGCGCUCGAGCUGCGGGUCUACAAGAGGCCGUUGUUCCCGCUCAGAAAUACGGCAUGUACACUUGUGACGUGCCUCCUCCUAUGAUUGACUUGACUCUUCAGACAGUCGGACAGUUUGCCAAGGAGAAGGAGUUCGAGUUUGCCAUUUUCACGGGCGACAUGGUUUCCCACGAUGUGGCGUCACAAACCAACCUGGCCAAUACUGCUCUGUCUGAAGAAGCCAUUUACCACGCCUUCAAAAAGUACAUGGGGGAUGUGCCUGUCUUUAUGACCUAUGGUAACCACGAUACUUUCCCCUACGGCCAACUGGCUCAGCACAAGAGUGGCUACGGAGGCUACUUUGUGUGGAAUGACCAGCUGUCUGCUCAGCUAUGGAAAGACUAUGGCUGGAUUGAUGCCGAAGCCGAGCAGCAGGCUAUUCAUACCUAUGGAUCUUUUGCCACCACUACCAAGAGAGGUCUCCGGGUCAUUUCUCUGGACUCCAACCUCUGGUACAAGAAGAACUUUUACAACUUCUGGAACACCUCCACCGACCCUGACCCCUCUGGACUGUUCCGAUUCCUGUCAGAUGAGCUGCUGGAGUGCGAGAAGACCGGUCAGCGAGCUUGGCUCAUGGCACAUAUUCCUCCUGGCGGAAACAUGGACAACUCUUUGGCUCACUCUACUGAAAUCAUCCGCCAGAUCGUCAGCCGAUUCUCCAACACCAUUGCCGGCCUCUUCUUCGGUCACGUGCACGAGGAUCAGUUCAACGUCUGGUACGCAGGAAACGGAUCCACCAACACUGUUGACAACGCUCUUCAAAUUGCCUUCCUUGGGCCCUCCGUCACUCCUCUCACUUACUACAACCCUGCCUGGAGAUACUACGAGGUGGACACCAAGACUUUUGAAGUCAUGAACAGUCACACCUACUACGCCAAGCUCAACGAAAGCUUUGCUUUCGACUUUGAGCACCCUGUUGAGAAGACUAUCGGCAACUUCUCGUACCUCGGCUAUCCUCAGAUUACCAACAUCUCUUCUGAGGACGUUAACGGAACCGCUCCUGUAUAUCAUUACGAGUACAAUGCUCGAGAAGCCUAUGAUCCCGAUCACGAGUGGCCUGCUAAUGCUCCCCUUAAUGCCACCUUCUGGCAUAAGGCUGUCGAUUAUAUCGUCAACCGAAACGAAACUCGAGACUUGUUCCUCAAGUAUGAGUACCGACAAUCGCCGUACGUCCCCAAGUGUGCCGACGAUAACUGUCUCGCAAACGUCUAUUGCUUCCUGUCUUCAGGAACCGUCCCCCAGGUGGAGGAGUGCCAGAAGAACCACAAGGGCUUUAAGAAACAGAUCUACAUCAAGAGAGAUGGUACCUAUGGAGAUGAGCCGGAGCAUCAUCAUCACUAA